GGCACUUAUGUCCAGUUUGUUGAUGGGAAGAAAACUGGUUCGAGCUGUUUAAAGGCCAAGACAGCACAACAAGUGAUCAGCAAAAGCAGAAAAAUAACAACUGCUGUGAGUUUCGGAGAUCAGCCAUGGGCAUUAAAGGUUUGCAGGGAUUUGUGGCAAGAGUUUGCCCUGAUGCAUGCAGAAUGGUAGAUCUGAGAGAAAUGGCAGAAAAACAUCGCAUCGAUCAUCCUGAUUUCCCACCUGUUAUUGUAGUAGAUGCCAUGAGCUGUGUUAGAUACUGGUACACACCAGACUCCUGGGUGUGCGGUGGCCAGUGGAGGGAGUACCUUGACAUUUUAGAGGAUUUUAUUAAAGCUUUUAUGGCAGCUGGUAUCAAGUUAGUGUUUUACUUUGAUGGAGUGGUAGAAAAGAAAAAGAGGGAUGAAUGGAUCAAACGGAGGUUGCAGAAUAACAAGGAAAUAGCCAGAAUAUUUCAGUUUAUCAAGACUCACAGGAAACAACCGGGAAGAGAAAUGUUCACUGUUCCUUCAGCUUUGCCUACUUUUACACGUUUUGCCCUGAAGUCACUUGGUCAAGAAACAGUAUGCACAUUGCAGGAGGCAGACUUUGAGGUGGCUGCAUAUGGUUUGCAACAUAACUGCAUAGGAAUUCUUGGGCAAGAUAGUGACUACCUCAUCUAUAAUACCUGCCCCUACUUUUCCAUUGAGAAGCUGCGUUUGGACAGACUAGUCACUGUUAUGUACUCUCGAGAAGAUCUUUGCCGUGCAUUGGGUCUUAGUUUGACACACCUCCCUCUCUUUGCUUGCUUGCUUGGUAAUGACAUUGUUCCAGAAAGCUUGUUGGAAGGCUUUUGGCAGAAAUGUUUAGUCAACAGUCCCUGCAAGAAUAACAGCUACAACAGAAGAACAAACAUACUUCUAGCUGUGGCAAAUUACAUCUCACGUGUUCCAUGCUCCUACAGCAGCCUGAAACACUUGGAAGAGGUGUUGCCUUUGGGAUCAGACAAGACAAUACUUUACAGAGGAGUGGAGUCCUAUCUUUUGCCUGGGCAGCAGUCUCCCUGGAUUCCUCCAAACAUAACAAACUGCCAAACAUUCUCCCUUCAACAACAGACUGAACUGUGUCAAGAUAAAGAAAUCUUUCAGUUAGCUAAAGAACAGCAUAUCCAAUCUGAGAAUUAUACAAUCUUCAACAUCCUGAGUAAUGGAGAGAUCGAGUGCAGCAACUCUUUGGAAGAUGAAUGUGAUAUGGAAAUUCCUGGACAGGCACUUAUCUACCGUCCUGCUCGUCAGCAUAUUUAUUCUGUCUUGUUGGAGUCUGGAAAAGGUGGACCCUAUCCUUUGGUAAAAGAGUGGUUUGUCUAUUUUGGAAAUCCUCUCCAGCAGCCAGAGCUGAUACAACCUGUACAACCUUCUAUUCCAGGUGGAACACCUAAUUUGAAAACACUGUGGUUUGCCAAAGGACCUGAUGUGGAAAAACAACGGUAUAGUACAUUUCUGGCAUGCUUUCACCUUCAGGACAGGAUGGAAGAUCUCCAAGCUCUAGAAGCACCUGUUGCAGCAUUCUGCUGCUUGCUGACCUAUCUUAUGAUGCAGGUCAGUAGCCUCUCUCUGGAGGACUUAAAUGCAUUUGUGGCACUCAUUCUCUGCCUCAAAGGGAAGUCAGCUGCUCAACUGGCGGGUUUGCAGCUUGCACAAGUGGACUCCAGAGGUGUACAUCUUGGCGCUGUCUUUGUUCGUGGCCUUACGACUUUGCUCAUGGCCAAUAGUGCCUGUGGCUUUCCAUUCAGAAUGGAUGAUUUGAUGCCUUGGGAAGUGUUUGAUGGAAAACUUUUCCAAGAAAAAUACCAGCAGUCACACCAAGGUUGCCCUUUGGAAGAGCUUUUGGAAGGCAAUGAGUCUUUGUAUACACCCUUCCAGAAUCUGAAGUCUUUCAUUUGCAAGGCUUGCAUGGCGAAGAAAAGAACAAUACAGAGCAGACCAAGAGGGAGUGGAUUUGUCACAGAAACACAACAAAGAGAAUUUAAUCCCAGGUUCCAGCAAACACACAGAAGUUCUUUUGUUCCUCCAUAUCGUCACCAGAUGAGGGGGUUCCUAUGGAGAAAUCCUCAACCACAAGGUAGAGAAUAUGGAUUGGGAUAUCCAGACCGGAGGAGAAGAUUCCACCUUCCUCCUCGAUCACACAGGUGACCCUGCUUAUUACUGGAAGCGAAUGAAAACGGAUAAAAGAACAAGAUACAUUUUAAUGAAAAGCUGUAUGCUGAAGAUCAUGAAAACUUCAUCAGUAUUUAAAAAAUGGUGGUGGGAAGAUUCUAAUCAGAAAUUUAUCAUGCCUCAUUUUCAGUUCCAUUUUAAUUUGUAUACUUUUUUUCUAGCCUAUAGCUUAGAGAAGUGAAUUAUGAAAUGCUGUGAAACAACUAAUAUAUAAUUUAGGUUCCAGCUACUAUUGUUUGAAGCGCUUGACAAAAACCUUGUCGACACAGUUACAAAAAAUGAAAAAUUAUGUCUAAAAACUAGAGUCCAGUCCUAGGUGUUGAAAAAGGCUGCAAAAAUUUAAUUAAUCUGAUUCUGUUGUGAGAACUGUGUCUUCCAUUAAAGCUUUUUGCUAUACGAGGCUGAAAGUGCCUGGUCUUGGACAAAAAAGGGUACUUCUAAAGUGUUUACGGUCAUAUCACAGUUAAAAAAUGUUACUUUUCUGUCACGUGGCUUACUUUCAUAGUUCCUCAGCCUCAGAGAAUAAGAAAAGGGUAGCUAAAACAUUCCAGAAAAUUAUAAAAUUAGUUUCUAUGUAAAAAACUGCUACAGCUUUUAUUUUGGGGCCUUUCAGAGCUGAGUCAAAUGCGUAGUCCUCUUCUGGAAUACCUACAAUUCUCUCUCUUCCAUAUGUAGUGAGUCAUUUAUGAAACAUUUAAGGUUUAUGCCAGACCUCAUAUCUGUCUUUAGCCUCAAAGUAAAGGUGUCGGUGCGAGCCUUUGGCCAGUAUAAUUUUGGAGGAAAUUCUAAGUCAAGGGGAAACUAACAGAUGAUUCGAAUGCAUUCUUUUUUUUUCUUUUUUUUUUUCCUCUAAGUGGCAGUUGUUUGAAGCCCACAGGGUAAAAAUUUUUCCCUGUUGAUAUUAUUGGUGCAUCUUUUGCAGAUAUUAGUGGCACCAUGAUUUUGCUCCAUACUGCUAAGGUAGUCCCAAGAGAUUAAUUAAAUGGACAGAGUACCGGUGGGACAAUUGGGUAUCUCCUGUAUUAAUUUUUACUGGUCUAUUACUCAUCACACAGACUUUAUUACUAUUUUGGAGAUAUGUGUAUUUUUAGAAUAGUACCUAAGUAUACUUUAAAUGUCUUUUAGAAGUGUUUAGCAUGAAGAAAAAGCAUUAUUUUUAUAUUCCAAGGAGAAAAGUUAGCUCUAAUUUUGAAAUCUAUUUUCAGGAGUACUAUAGAUAUUGUACAAAUUGCACUUCUCUUUAUGAUACAGUGUUUACUAACUUCAACUCUGUGGGUUUUAAUCCAUUAUUGUUCAGUUAAUUUGGUUUCUUAGGCCUUGUGCAGGUAACCUCUUUGAGUCAACUGUCAGUGGAACUUAGUUCCUAUUCACUGUACGUGUUAUGUCGAAGUGAAUAGUAUUGUCAGACAUACAUAGCUCGUUACUAUAAUUUCCUUGCAUGUAUUUUUCUCGUUGUAACUCGAUAAAUAUAUUCUUUCAUGCUCUGCAUAUAGCAACAGUCCAGCUAAACUGGUAAAUUGGUAGCAAUACAGGAUUUCUAGUUGUAUUAGACGUUUGAGCAGACACAAUUUUUACACAACAUGGUGUCUGAGUUGCGUUCCAGGGAUCCUGUCAUGAUAGGGGCAUUCCUGCUUCUUUUCUCUGUUGAUUUGUCACUGCCUGUAAUUGUAAUAUCACUUUUUUUCUCUUUUUCCCCCCAAAACCUUUUGGAAUAAUAUGGUCUGAGUUUUAUGGAAAGUUCUCUGGUUUCAGAAAUCUCAUAAUGUAUAAUAGUGUAUUUGAAAAGAAUGUAACUGUGUGCCAGAAUUUGUUGGUAAUUCCCCCUUCAGGCUUUGAUAUGAGAAAAGAUUUCUGUUGGCCUCAAUAAACAAAGUUAAAUACA
Molecule: messenger RNA, 4095 nt
Organism: Falco peregrinus (peregrine falcon)
Lineage: Eukaryota; Metazoa; Chordata; Aves; Falconiformes; Falconidae
Gene: FAM120B
Product: family with sequence similarity 120B
Exons: 11
Coding region: 126-2189 (687 amino acids)
Cellular component (GO): nucleus
Source: RefSeq, a predicted model, not a curated record